This is a messenger RNA of Purpureocillium takamizusanense, 2261 nucleotides long. It is a transcript of the gene APN2, whose product is annotated as DNA-(apurinic or apyrimidinic site) lyase. The transcript has 4 exons. The coding region runs from base 582 to 2261 and encodes 559 amino acids. Gene Ontology annotation, cellular component: nucleus. NCBI's taxonomy places the organism in Eukaryota, Fungi, Ascomycota, Sordariomycetes, Hypocreales, Ophiocordycipitaceae. Gene Ontology annotation, molecular function: DNA binding; DNA-(apurinic or apyrimidinic site) endonuclease activity; double-stranded DNA 3'-5' DNA exonuclease activity. Gene Ontology annotation, biological process: base-excision repair. The record is from RefSeq and is a predicted model, not a curated record.
GCUCAACUUCACCUCGUCCAUCAUCAGCACGGAGAAUGUGUGGUGUUGGUCAGCCCAAACGAAGCCGCGAGACAUUUAACUUACAGCACCUUCUUUUACUCGACUAGAUUGACAACAGCGCCUACGAUAGCCGCGCAAAAGCUGCAGAGCCAUUUGCUGGCUCACAACAAUAGAGAGCGGAAGACGGGAUCUAGACGCCGUCAGAUAUGUGGAAGUAUGCAGAAGAGCUCUGAAGCCCUGCCAACAUGGGAUUUCGAAUAACAUCCUGGAAUGUGAAUGGUAUAAGAAACCCUUUUGCAUACCAGCCAUGGAGGGAGCAGCGAACAUUCCAGGUGAUUCCAUAUUGUCGGGGCGCCGACUGUAGCUGGCAUAGCUUACACUACUGAAUAGGCAAUGUUCGAUAUCCUAGAGGCCGACAUCGUCGUCAUGCAGGAGGUUAAGAUACAGCGCAAAGACCUACAAGAUGAUAUGGUUCUCGUGCCGGGCUGGGAUGUGUACUUUAGUCUUCCGAGGCACAAGAAAGGUUGUCCAGGACCGUCCCCUGUCCACACGGUCUGGAGGGGCCAGCGACAUCCUUCCAGAUGUUCCAGCUAACGCCAUACCUUCCAGGCUAUUCGGGGGUGGCAAUUUAUACUCGAAACGCGACCUGUGCCCCUGUGCGUGCUGAGGAAGGCGUCACAGGCGUUCUCACACCACCACAAUCAUCAACAAAGUUUCGUGAUCUUCCCGAAGAUCAGCGGAUUGGUGGAUACCCCAUGCCUGGUCAGCUCUCGGGCAAUGUCGAUGAGCUUGAGCUAGAUUCCGAGGGGCGCUGUGUCAUCCUAGAAUUCCCUGCCUUUGUUCUCUUGGGCGUAUACAGUCCUGCCAACCGCAACGAGUCUCGUCACAACUUUCGAGUUGCUUUUCUGGAGGCCCUGGACGUGCGGAUACGAAAUCUUGUCGCGUCAGGCAAGCAAGUCAUACUCACAGGCGACUUAAACGUUAUCCGAUCCGAGAUUGACUCCACAAACGUUGCGGAAUGUAUUCGCAAGGAAGGCAUGUCCUUAGAGGAGUGGAAAGCGGUGCCUUCGCGUCGCAUCUUCAACCACCUCAUUUUUGACGGCGAUGUGUCCGGGCAGAGAGACGAAGGGAGAGAGAUCCCGGUACUCUGGGAUCUGUGCCGGUGUUUUCAUCCGAGUCGGCAGGGUAUGAAUACCUGCUGGGACACGAAGCGCAAUACCCGGCCCGCCAACAACGGCAGCCGCAUCGAUUACAUAUUGUGCAGCGCGGGCUUGAAGUCCUGGUUCGCACACGCCGAUAUACAGCAGGGAUUGAUGGGCUCGGAUCACUGCCCGGUGUUUGGGAUGCUGGCCGAUGUAGUCCAUGUGGAAGGGCGGCACGUCUCCAUCAAAGAUAUGAUGAACCCUCCAGGCAUGUUCAGCGACGGAGAACGCUUGCGGGAAUGGUCUCACAGGGACAGCCUUCCUCUUUCUGCCAGGUUGAUACCGGAGUUCGACCGGCGUCAGAGCAUCAGAGACAUGUUCUCCAGGACAGCCUCUGGCGGGCAGCAAUCACUCUCACAGAAACCGGGCAGCAUACCCUCCUCGAGCUCAAGUGCGACCACUGUGAGGAAACCGGACCUCGUUUCGAAGGAAGACGCCAAUGCUUCUGAAAUAUUCCCGGCUACGACAGCUCAGUCGCUGGCCUCACCGCGCAAGAGGUCUCCGGCAGUGACUACCACCUUCAGAUCUACGAAGCGGCCUCGACAGGCCGAUGGCUCGAGUUCCGCUGGCGCCAACGCUCAAGCCGGUCAGCGAACACUGCAAGGCUUUUUCAAGCCAGUGGGCCAGAGACACCAAGAUACAGCAGAGACACUCCAUCAAUCGCCUCGGGGUGGCGCAGUUGCAACAGAAUCCCCUACUGCUUCUACUGUCACCACGGAACUGCCUGCGCAAGAUGUGCAAAACAGUGUCGCGCCAGCUGAGAAAUCGUCACAGCCCCUUCUGUCUCCUGAUCGCUCCGCUUCACCCGUGGAAAAUGUCUUUGAUCCAAUCGAGGCCAAAGAGUCUUGGUCCAGGCUUCUGGGAAAGCGCGUUCCCCCGCGUUGCGAGCACGACGAGCCUUGUAUCAGCCUUCUCACCAAAAAGCCCGGCGUCAAUUGCGGUCGGUCGUUCUACAUUUGUCGGCGGCCGCUUGGGCCUUCGGGCGAGAAGGAGCAUGGGUCAGAAUGGCGCUGUGGAACGUUCAUAUGGAGUAGUGAUUGGAGCAAGCAAUCCAUGUGA